Messenger RNA from Drosophila grimshawi, 803 nucleotides. RefSeq lists its product as uncharacterized. The record is from RefSeq and is a predicted model, not a curated record. NCBI's taxonomy places the organism in Eukaryota, Metazoa, Arthropoda, Insecta, Diptera, Drosophilidae. The transcript has 3 exons. Bases 1 to 789 code for a protein of 262 amino acids.
AUGAUGAGAAGUGUUUGCCUGCCGGUGGCAGUCUGCUUGCUGCUGUUGCAACUUGUGGCAGGCAGUGUACCCAAUGGGCACCCAACGCCAACUCGAACGGAUACGCGAAUUUCGUGGUCGACACAACUGAGGCAGCUGCGUCAUCAGCUGCGCGAUUGCUUCCGUUCCGGCCGGGGUUUGUGGUCUUGUUUCCGAGCGCGUAGUCUGCAAAUCUUCGAGGACAUCAUGGCUGCGGAUAUGAUACCACUAUAUGAUGGCAUUCACCUGGUUGUCGCACCAAAUAACACGAAUGGCGAGGCACGACAGGCUGGCGAGGAUCGCAAGGAUCUGCAGCAUCUGACAUGGUUCGAUCGACUCUCCGUCAGCUUGGCCAAGGCGCUAACCACGCACACGCUACAAAUCAAUCUGGCCAAGCUAACCGAUCGCUAUCUGAGCAACUCAGAGAGCAGAGCGGAUGCGGUGGGCAGUGCUCGAAUGCGUCGGCAUCGCUUCAACAUGAUUAUCACAAUGAUGUUUGGUGUCACAGCUCUGGGUGCUGUUCUUGUGCCCAUGGGCUUUCAAAUGCUAUCCAUAGUCAGUGGCAAGGCAUUGCUGUUGGCCAAAAUGGCCUUGCUGCUGGCAUCCAUCAAUGGACUCAAGCGGGUGGCCAAUACGGGUCUGCAUUAUGGACUGUAUCAUGUGCCCGGGGAGCAUCUGGGUGGCUAUUAUGAUCGCGGCGACUUGAAUCAGCCACGCAAUGUGCCCAUUCCCCUGGGCUUAGCGCCCUCACUGGAUAUAGGCUUGAAGUAGUGUACACAAGAGAG